This is a messenger RNA of Lactuca sativa (garden lettuce), 1994 nucleotides long. RefSeq lists its product as uncharacterized. The record is from RefSeq and is a predicted model, not a curated record. Gene Ontology annotation, cellular component: vacuolar membrane. NCBI's taxonomy places the organism in Eukaryota, Viridiplantae, Streptophyta, Magnoliopsida, Asterales, Asteraceae.
UCCCUAAAAUCCGGAUUUUUAUUCUGGUUCGGACCUCUCUCGCCCGUUUCUACUUCAUUCCAUAGUCUCUCUCUGUAACAGAACGAGCUUUGAUAUUUCCAAUCAGUGAUCAUUUCAGAUGCAAACCAAAUCUCUCGAAUUAACUUCAGUUCUUCUGAAAGGGAUUCCAAUUUGAAUUCGCAGCAAAACCUACAGACGAAUCGAACUUUUGGAUUACGUCAGAAUGUGAUUAUCAAGAAUCAUAUGAAAGUUACGCAGUCAAUCAAGAAGAAUCAAGAACAUAAAACAGAGUAUUGAAGGGCUAUUGGUCUCUUCGUAUGGAGGGCGUCGAAUCAAAAUCACAGUCACAAGGAUGGGAUACUCAGAUUAUGGCAGAAAAUGUAGAAGGGUUCCAGCAAUGUGUCAAAGAAAUCCUUGAUCUGAUCAAACAAGAUGAAACAUUCUCCGAAAUAACAGCCGAAAUUUACGAUUGCAAGAAGUUGAACUUGACAAAACUGGUAACCGAGUUAUCACGCAUGCAUGGGGAAUUGGCUGAUCAUUUGAUUAAAGAAGUCAACAAGAACACACAUAAAUUUACAACACCCAUAAAGAUCAAGACACAGCAAGUUGAUUCUUCCAGUUCAACCUCUCCUCAAGUUACUGAAUCGAGUAAAAAACAUGAAUUCAAAACACCUGCCGAUUUUGAAUUUACUUUCUCAAGUGGAGGUGGUUUUCAAAUUUCUAGAAGCGAAUGCUCAGAAUCUUCCAUCUUAAAAUCAUCCAAUUCCGCUUCCGCAUCAGAAUCUAUCAUGUGUAUCAACAAGCGUCUAGUUUCACCAGUCAAUGACGAUGCAUUAAAGGUAAAAGAAACCAAAGUUGAUGACGCUGAAGAAUUACUGAAAAAUAUUUCAGUUCUUGAAGAAGAACUGUCUAAUUCGAACAAGAAAGUCCAGAGCUUAAAAGACGAAAACGCCCUUCUUGAAACCAAGGUUCAUGACACUGAGGAGGUAAUGAAAAGGAUUUCACUUCUUGAAGAAGAGCUGUCUACUUGGAACAAGAAGGUCCAGAGUUUAGAAGACGAAAAUGCCCUUCUUGAAACCAAGGUUCAUGACACUGAGGAGUUACUGAAAAAUAUUUCAGUUCUUGAAGAAGAGCUGUCUACUUCGAGCAAGAAGGCCCAGAGUUUAUUAGAAGACAAAAACGCCCUUCUUGAAGUUGAGAAAGCUAAGGUGGCUGAGUCAACUCGUAGGAUUGAAACAAUGGGGAAAGUGAUAGAGGUCUACAGAACGCAAGUAUUGACAACAGACAAUGAAAUUUCAAAGCUAAAACAAGAGCUGGCUAGAAAAGAUAUUGACCAAACUCAGUUUUUAUCACUUGGUCAAACUAUAACCUCGUUACAGCAGCAAUUAGAUUCAAAGCAAGUCCGGAAUGAUGAACUGCAUGAGAAAGCUAUCAGAUUCACAGCUGAUAUAUCAAAGCGAGAUGAUGAAAUCAUAGAAUUGAGUACCAAGAUUAAUCAAAUGAGAACUGUUCAUGCAGCCGAAGAGGAUAAAUUGAAAACUGAUAUCACAAGGUUGGAAACGGAAGUUAGAGAAAAGUGUGAGUUAGUUGAUGAUUUGAAUCGGGAGCAUGAUGCUGCUGUAAUUUCAUGUACAGAUGAACUGAAAGUGAAAGUGGUGGAAUUGGAAAAAGAGGUGGAAGUGGUGUCGGAGGAGAAAAGGGAAGCGAUAAGGCAGCUGUCCUUCGCCGUGGAUCAUUACAUGUCUGCAUACAAACAACUUCAUCAAGACUUCGUUUCCCUCAACCGGCGUUUUGUUUGACUUGAAGACUUCUUGCCGAAUACCAAGAUUCAGAUUAAUAUCUUGUUUUGGGACAAUGGAUGACCUAAAUACAAAGUAUAGGGGGGUUAGUUGUAAAUGAAGUCAAAGGCUGGUUUGACUUUGACCAUAUUGAGAUUCACUUGGAGUAGUUUUUUUUGUAAGACCAUACCAACGAGUAUAAUAAUAUCAUUGAUA